Molecule: messenger RNA, 1140 nt
Organism: Nicotiana tabacum (common tobacco)
Lineage: Eukaryota; Viridiplantae; Streptophyta; Magnoliopsida; Solanales; Solanaceae
Source: RefSeq, a predicted model, not a curated record
GUAGCGGCAAUAUCAAACCCAUGGUCAGAGUUUAGAUUGUACCGAAAUCCAAAAGCCAGAAAUGACGGAAGCUUUGUGUCGUUAGUGGAUUUCUUGACAUAUGCAAAAAAUGCCACAACUGUAUCUGGUGUGAUGAUCAGCAUAGAGAAUGCAGUUUACCUGGCAAAGCAUGGAUAUGGUGUAACUGCUGCUGUUCUUGAAGCCUUGAGCAACACUGCUUACAAUAAUCAGUCAGCCAAGAAAGUUAUGAUCCAAUCAACAGACAGUUCGGUUCUAAAAGAAUUUAGGAAAAGCCAUUAUGAACUUGUGUAUAGGGUUGCUGAUGAUAUCAGUGAUAUUGAGAGCUCAACUAUAUCUGAGAUCAAGAGCUUUGCUAGUUCUGUAAUUGUAACCAAAAAAUCUGUUUUUCCAAGUGAGGAACAAUUUCUCAUUGGGCAAACAGAUGUGGUGCAGAAGCUGCAGUCAUCGAAUCUCCCAGUGUACGCAAGACUCUUUAAUAAUGAAUUUGUGUCUCAAGCAUGGGACUUCUUCUCAGAUUCAUCUGUCGAGAUAAACAACUAUAUCUCUGGAGCUGGUAUUGAUGGUGUUAUAACAGAAUUUCCCGGCACAGCUGCUAGAUACAGAAGGAACCGUUGUUUGGGUUAUAAAGACCGACCACUGUAUCUUAGCCCUGUUGAACCUGGAGGUCUCCUACAAUUCAUGGCUCCUCAGUUAUUGCCAGCAGCUGAAGCUCCAAAUCCAAUACUUACUGAUAGUGAUGUGGUUGAGCCACCUCUACCUCCUGUUGCAAAGAUCACUCCUGCUGGCAAUGAGUCUAUAGCUGCAACUCCCACCCCUCCAAGUGGUCAAUCCUCAGUUGUGGCUGGCGUUUUCACAAGUUGCGUCGCCAUUCUUCUUGCCAAUCUUCUGAUCUUUUGAUCAAAUCAGAUCAUUUGUGCCUCAGUGAGACCAUACAGUGCACUUUGUAUGUCCAUUUUGCUGAUCAACUUCAUGUUAUUGCAAAGCCAUGCAUGAUCACGACAGUAGUCUAUGUAAAGAGAAUAGAAGAGGGAAAAUAACGGGGAUUGUUAUAUUGGUUGUAUCACUGAGUAGAGAAAGAGUCUGUACAACAAUUAAAUCAACAAAGAUUAAGUUGAAGAA